This is a messenger RNA of Vigna unguiculata (cowpea), 1847 nucleotides long. Its product is annotated as protein Iojap, chloroplastic-like. NCBI's taxonomy places the organism in Eukaryota, Viridiplantae, Streptophyta, Magnoliopsida, Fabales, Fabaceae. The record is from RefSeq and is a predicted model, not a curated record. Gene Ontology annotation, molecular function: ribosomal large subunit binding. Gene Ontology annotation, biological process: negative regulation of ribosome biogenesis; negative regulation of translation.
GAUACUGAUGUGAUGGAUUUGUUUACAAAUAAAACAGUCAAGAAUUAUAGAGUACAUUGAAAAAUUUUGGAGAAGGGUUUUGGGUGAAGAUAAAGAGUGAAAGAGAUCUAGAGAUAGGGAGUGAAAUGGGGUCCAUUGUUUGUAUAAGUGAUUUGUUUGGUGGUUAUUCUGUGAUUUGUGUAAUGAGUAAUUGUAGUAUUGCAGACAUUACUAGUAAAAAAUGAAGACAACAUUACACUAAAAUAACUUCAACGAGAGCUUUGUUACCUUUUAAUAUUAUUUCUUUUUUAUGUUUAUUGAGUUUUUAAAUGAUUGAAGUUGUAAUAUGCUAGAGUUGCUCAUGCCUAAUCAAUUUGAAAGUCUUGGAGCCAAGCAUCAGUAAUUUGCAUAUAAAUGUUGCCAAGAGAAAAGAAUGUACUUUACUUUUGAGUGAAAUGAAAAGAACAGUCUUUUGAUAACAUGAUAACAUGAUCUGUCUUAGUUGCCUACUUUGUGAAAGAGCUAUGGUGUAAGCAUUUUAAUUAUUGAGAAAUUUUUUAGCACAAUACGAUGUGAGCCAUAUUAUGAAACUCUAAUUUCUGUGUGCAGAUUUAUGAUUUACUAAAAGAGAAUCACGUGGUUUGUCUUGUAUGCAGCUUUAAGUAUCCAUGCUUAUAUGUCUUUUAGCUUUAAAGUUAUUGUAUUCUUUGUUAUUUCUCUCUGAUAAUGCUUGAAUGGUAUGUUGCUAGCCUUUAUGUCAACAUACUCUGUUUUGUGGAAAUAAAAUUUGGAAUGAAAUGUUUCUCCUCCCUUUGUUUACCUUUAUAUCAAACAAUAGCCCCAUCUUACCUUGUGUCUAGGCCUAACCCCAAGUUUCAAUCCGGGGAUUAUUCUGCAAGUGGUUCUUACUUCAAUUAAGGAUUGCGGCUUAAAUUGAUUGUUUUGGGUCUUCUCAGCCAAAACUGGAGGAUGUAAAUGAAGACACAGAUGACAUGUAUGAAGAUUUAAUUAAUAAUUAUGGAAAAGUGGUAUUUAGUAGAAAAGACAAAAAGCCUGCUAGCGCAGAGAUUGAUGAUGAUGCUGAAAGCCUGUCAUGCUUUCAGUUCUGUGUCAUUCUGACUUAAUUGAUGAUUGCUAUGGAAUUGGCUUCGGUUGCAAGCGAGGUUAAGGCAGCAGAUAUAAAGGUCUUGUUUGUGAAGCCACUUGUUUACUGGACCCGAUUUUUUAUCAUAGCUACAGCAUUUUCCCGUCCGCAGAUUGAUGCUAUCGGGUCCAGGAUGAGAGAUCGAGCUGAGAAAAAAUAUGGAAAAAUUCCAACAGGAGAUACAAAGCCCAACUCAUGGACCCUGUUGGACUUCGGUGAUGUUGUUGUACACAUCUUCCUUCCCUCACAGAGAACUUUCUACAAUUUGGAAGAGUUUUAUGGUAAUGCAACACCGGUAGAGCUUCCUUUUGAGAAUCAACCACCAUUUCGUAGUUGACAGCUCCUUUUAUUUGCCAGUUGUUGUAAAAACUCAAGAUGAUCAAGACAUUUAUAAUGACCAGCUUUGGUUUGUUUACGUGAGUAUGAUGUAGGCUUCCAAUGUCCUUAUUAGCAGGAGUGGAGAAUCAGUCAAUGGGGAAGCGAAAAGGCACAAUUUCACUGCAUUUAGAAGUCUUUUUUUUCUGAAUUUUUACAUUAGUGGUAAUUCCUCUGAAAAAUCUUUACCAAAUGGGAAUAGAGACAAAUUGUUGAAGUCUGUCUUGAAAUUCGAUAUCUGUUAGUUUGAAUUAGGUGGGUUUUGUAAAGAAAUUUAUUCUUUUUCUUCCAUAUUUAAAACAGGAGAAAGAGAACAAGAAAAUGAUGAUUCAAAGGAAACUUUUGCUCU